This is a messenger RNA of Echinostoma caproni, 297 nucleotides long. Lineage: Eukaryota; Metazoa; Platyhelminthes; Trematoda; Plagiorchiida; Echinostomatidae. The record is from the annotation of a GenBank genome assembly.
CUGGUAUUUGAAAUAUAUCUUAGCAAAAAUAAUGAAUUUGAUCCCUUUACUCUUCAGGUUGGUGCUGAUGGAGUCCAGUCUAAAGUGCGCCAAGUGGCUGGGAUAAACACGAUCGGUUGGGAUCACGGUCAGGCGGCUGUUGUUGCCACCGUUUGUAUGGGUGAGUUAUUUAUUACCGUACCUAUUGUUAUUCAACUGGAGCAAGCCUAUUAUCAUCAAUUAAAAGACAAUAACAUUUUAAACAAAUCGUGUAAGCGGUUUGUACUGCUCAACGAGGGCUACACAUGGAACUUUUGA